This is a messenger RNA of Dermacentor andersoni, 4466 nucleotides long. RefSeq names its product gem-associated protein 5-like. The record is from RefSeq and is a predicted model, not a curated record. Gene Ontology annotation, biological process: spliceosomal snRNP assembly. Gene Ontology annotation, cellular component: SMN complex; nucleus. Gene Ontology annotation, molecular function: protein binding; mRNA 3'-UTR binding. Lineage: Eukaryota; Metazoa; Arthropoda; Arachnida; Ixodida; Ixodidae.
CGUGACUUUAAAAUAUGGCGGCAUACACGAGUGUCGGAGUAUGACGGAGAGCAUAGGUGUUCUGUGGGAGAACCACUUGUUUCAGUGACGGCAAAAACGUAAAAAUGUCGUUUUGUCUGUAAAAGCGGAUUAGGUAUUUGAGAACGAAUCACGAAAUCGGCGUUCGCCCCUGUGGUUUAAUUUACAACGGAACAAGUGAAACGCGUUUAUGGAUCAGGCUGCUACCAGCGGGACAAUGUUGUGCAUGCCCCCAGCGCCGAACUGGUACAAACCCUUUGCAACAGGGGGCUGCGACUCCGGGUUCUACUGCUACGCGGCCAAACACACCGUUGUCGUGCUCGACGCCAGGAAUGGCGUGCCCGUGUUGAAAGAAUGGCUGGUGGUGGCGGCGCCAAGUACGGAAAUAGUUUCUUCUGUCAUGUUCUGUCGCAGCGAACGCGCCGACGCCGACGAGGUGCCCGCGUUGCUGACCGUCACCAGCGACGGCGUGGUACAAGUGUGGGAUGUGAAAGCGCGAGCCGUUAAGCACACAGUGUCGUCGCACUCUUCGACAUGCUGCGCCGACUGGAGAGGCACGCUGUCGACAUCCGUGGUCUUCAGCGGCAAAGCCAGCACGGUACUCAAGUGGAACCUCAUGACCGGAACCGUCGCGCCAGCAGGCGGCAGACCGCAGGAGAAGGAGAUAACAAUUCUGCGCUGUCAUCCGACCGAUCCAGACGUCGUCGCAGUUGGUUACUACAGCGGCAUUAUCGUCGUACAAGGGCUUAAGAAGGGAAGCAAUGUCAUUUACAAGCUUAAGGGACACAGCCUUAUGGUGCUAUCGUUAUCUUGGAACGUUAUCCCUGGGGAGGACCCUUCGCAGCACCCGCUUCGCCUGUGUUCGACUGCGCUCGAUCGCACUAUGAAGGUAUGGGACGUGGCUGGAGAAACACUUCUGGCAUCGCUCAGAGUUCCGUCAUCCAAAAAGGGCAAAAGUGCAGACAUUCGGGACAAAUGGAUAGCCGCCUGCUGGAUUCCGGGAGGCGUGGAGAGGAUUGUUACCUCGUCGAUCACUGGAGAUGUGUGUAUUUGUGAUCCUAAUGCAGCGAAAGGAUGUACGUUUAUGGACCACGAUGCGGACUCGGGCGGGCACACUGCAUCAGUUUACAAUGUGUGCAUCGUUGGAGACACCGAGAAAGGAACAAAGAUGUACGUUGUUUCCGCAUCGGAAGAUCGAAACAUCAUCUUUUGGGACCUUGUGACCAAGAAGUCCGUGUACUGCAUUUCAUGCGCCGGAGGGUUUAUCUACUCCCUCGCAUUUUCGCCUUUCGCCUGCGCCACACUUGCUGUUGGUGCAGGCGAUGGAAGCGUCAAGGUUUGGCGGACCGACUGUGUCACAAACCCCUACAGUGCCAAGGUGCUUACUGUUGGAAAGAAAGAUAGGGUCCGCACAGUUGCUUGGCACCCCAGAAAGGAAGCUAUCCUGGCACUGGGUACCGAAGAAGGUAAAGUCUGUGUGGCAGAUGUCAAUACACGGCAGAUCACUGUGUCCAAAACCUUUCACAAGGGGACAACUUACGCCAUUUGCUGGGCGGACCUCAUUCUCAGUGAAGGAGCAUCUCCUGAGACAUGUGUGCUCUCAUGUGAUGAUAGCAGGGUGAAAAUUCACAGGCUUUCCAAGCUUGACAAGGAUGCUGCAGAUAUUGAGAGCAUUUUAUUUAGCCCCACCCAAAAUAAGACACAUGCCAAACGUGUCUGUGUAGCUUUCAACCAGGACCUUGGCAUCUUGACACUUUCCAAUUCCGAUGGCCUCGUAGAGCUCUUCAAGAGUUGUGGAAGCCCACUGUUAAAAAAGGUUGCUCUCCUUGAAGUGCAAAGAAAGCCUGCGGAUUGUCUGGCAUGGCAUCCUUGUAAGGCACCAUUUUCUGACUGCAACAGCCGCUUGAUGUACUGGCUUGCUGUUUCGUCCACUGAUGGCAAAAUAUCCGUCUUUGACUUGAGCCGGCUCGAGAAACCUAACCCCAGCAUCUACCGAGUUCUUCAGCCAACCCUGCAGUUUUCGGGGCAGAGUAGCAAAGUUGUGUCACUUGCAUGGAGCCCUUUUCGAGAAAAUCUGCUGGCGUCUGCUUCAUUCGACCAAACGGUCCAGGUUUGGGAUGUUGACAAAGCACAACUUGUUGCAACGUAUCAAGGUCACACGAGGCGUUUAUUCAGUGUUUGCUGGAGCCCUGUUGACUCGGACGUUCUUUUCAGUGGAGGGGAAGACAACAUCGUCAGGUGUUGGAAACUCUCCGAACAGCCUGUCAAGCCUCAGAAAGUUUCGAAAGCCAAGGCAGAUGACAAAAACAGGAACAUCAACAUUGCCAAAACUGAAGACCAAGCGAACAAUGGUGCUGAAGUGUGUGUCAAUGGUGAAAUUUCUAACGGCGAACACAAAAUUGCUGCGGAGACAGCUGGUGCACAGAGCCAGAGCACUGGCACGGUGCCUGUGAAAUCUUCAAGCAAGGCUUCGUCAGCAAGCGGAUCAAAAAAGAAGUCAAAGACCAUGAAGUCCUACUUCCCAUGCUUUUCUCAGCAUGAGAACCUACCCAAAGAGAACCGGUCAGAUGAUGCCCAGUACCUAGCUGACGUAUUGGCAAAGCAUAAAGGAGAUCCCAUUGAACUUGAUUCUGAGCACAGUCACCUUGGCAUGUACACUGAUGCGUCUGGUGCACUGUCAGUUCUGGACAAGGAGAUUCGACACCACAAGCAGGAGCACAACCUCGACUACGCAUUUCAGAUGAUGACGUGGAAGGGGGACCUCGCUACAGCCCUGCGAGAGGCAGCAGUGGAGCGGCGCCUCACCGACAGCCUGGUAGCCCAAGCACCGUCGCUGUCUAGAAGUGUGUGGUUUGAAAUGUGCGAGCGGUACGCUGCCCAGCUAGCAAGUGAAGGAGACCACCACCGUGCUGUGCUUUACUACUUGGCCUGUCACAAGGUGGAAGAAGCAUUGAACCUCCUUUGCGAAAACAGCCUGCACCGUGAAGCCCUCGCUAUUGCUAGGGCACACCUUCCAGACGAUGAUCCUCAAGUUGAAAAGAUAUAUGCAUCGUGGGCUGAGAGAGCGGCAGGAGUUGGCAACUUCGAGCAGGCCGCCAAGUGUUACCUUGCCAUCGGGAAUGCCGACAAAGCAGUUGCUUCGCUGAUGAACCGAAGAGACCCACACUCACUCAGAUCAGCUGCUUACAUAGCAAGAAAGAGUGGCCUGUUGGCGGAGAUGGAAAUUGCUUUUCAGUCAGCGCUGCAGUCCUCAUUGACCAACAACGAAUGGGAUCAAACAAUUUGUUUCAUUGAGAAGCUCGAAAAGAGCCAGGCAUUCCUAACUUUCAUUCACCUACAUAAAGCUCUUGUUGAAGCCGUUGAUGAAAUUGGUCAAGAAAAGGGGGAUACUGUCGAGACUGAAGACAGCACUUGCAAGUUAUUGUGGAGCAGCCGUAAGAACACUGCUACCACUUUCCUGUCCUCCAUACUGAGAGCCUAUGAAAGCAAUGGCUACAACACCUUAGUUAGCAUACUUGGUUUUACAGAGCUAAGUGAGCUGCUUGGUUAUGGAGAGCAUGCUUCAAGAAUAGUACUCUUGCAUGACACGAAGGAGCACAUACUGUUUCAUGUGGCUGGCUGUCUGGCCAUUGCACUGUUCAGCCCAGACCAGUGGAAGCUUUACUUUGCGAGGGCACUGUCGGCCGCCUACACAUAUGAUCGCAAGCUCUUUGCUGACUUGUGCAUGCUCCUCUUUUGUGGAAAAGUGACUGACAGUACCUUCACAGGAGAAGUAAAGGUGGACAUUAAUCCUAGUCACUGUCUGCUUUUCGAUGAGCUGGAUGUAGCUACUGAUUUCAAAGCUAAGGGUUUUGAUUGUCCACAAUCAUGCCAAAGCCUUUGGUCUAUGUUCAGCACAUUGGUGACCGACACCAAUGCACUUGUAGAUCCAGGCAGGGAGUUGUUGUUGCUCUAUCUUUGUGAUGCGCUCGUAGAUGUAUGUGAUCAGUUAGAAUCAACGAGUGCACGCAGCUCUUUUGUACAGGGUAUUUCCUCAUUGAUGCUUUCACCUACCAUUGCCUGCUUGGAACACUUAACCAAUAGACUUGCCAUAGCUGAGAAGAAUUUGCUUGUUUGGAGAUCAGACGUCCAAAUGAAGAGGUCCUCUACGACAGGGACAAGUGCAGCUGAAGAUGAAUUGUCAAAAUCACUGUUGGAAGAAGAAGUCGAGUUGUGCAAAAUUCGCCUAGAGGAAUUCAAAGUGGCUGCUCCGGAUUGUGUAUUUCCAGGACAGACGCAAGUGCUCAGGCGUCUUGUGCUUUUUCUUGAUAACACUGAUGACAAGAGUUGCACUGAACUAAAGACUAGGCUUGAGGCUUGGAUACGACUCGUUUCAGAUAUAUAACAUAGUUGGUCUUUCUUUGCUCAUGGUGGAAAGCAAAAAAAUAUAAAAUGUUUGUUUUGUGAAA